Cladocopium goreaui is the source of this 366-nucleotide messenger RNA. NCBI's taxonomy places the organism in Eukaryota, Dinophyceae, Suessiales, Symbiodiniaceae. The record is from the annotation of a GenBank genome assembly.
GGCGUGGCGAAUAGCUUGUGGACACUCAGGAAAUUGAAGCAUUACGACCAGCCGCUGUUGGACACCUUUUCCAAACGGAUUGCAGUGAACUGUAGGAACUUCAAAGUGCAGGAACUGGUGAACAGCGUUUGGACUUCUGCCACCUUGCAGUGCUUGGACUUGACGUUGUUGAAGGUCGUUGAAGGCGAGAUGAUGGCCCGAUGCGAAGGAUGCAGCGAGAAGAGACAGAUCCAACCACAAGACGUGUCCAACUUGGUUUGGUCCCUAAGCACCUUGCGGGAAAGACCCCUACCGCUGCUGAUGCGCCUGGCUUCGCGGGCGCCGGCGACGGAGUUCGAGGCGCAGCAUUUGGCGAACGUCGCGUGA